Messenger RNA from Vespa mandarinia (Asian giant hornet), 1528 nucleotides. RefSeq names its product jumping translocation breakpoint protein JTBR (gene JTBR). Gene Ontology annotation, biological process: mitotic cytokinesis; innate immune response; cell surface receptor protein serine/threonine kinase signaling pathway. Gene Ontology annotation, molecular function: protein binding. The record is from RefSeq and is a predicted model, not a curated record. NCBI's taxonomy places the organism in Eukaryota, Metazoa, Arthropoda, Insecta, Hymenoptera, Vespidae. Gene Ontology annotation, cellular component: midbody; spindle; centrosome.
AUGAUCGGUAAUAAAAUACUCCUUAGAUAUUUAAUAAAAAGUAAUAGUUUAGUGUUUAGGUAUUUUGUAAUAACUAAAAAGAAAUUUAAUGAACAAAAUUGUUUAAUUCUGCCUUUAACGACAAAUCGUUUAUUCCACAUUGCUCAAAAUCUUUAUAAAGAAGAGGAAACAAAGAAAAGUAAUACUCUUAUAACAUCUUUGUUUGAAAAUACAAAAGAAAAACGAAAAGAGACUUUCAUUGACAUUAUAAGGAUUUAUGAACAAGAAAGAUAUAAAAGAGGUCAAAUAGAAUUUAUUAAAUUAGCUUUGAAAUACAUGAAAGUUUAUGGUAUAGAUAAAGAUAUUGAAGCUUAUAAAGCCUUAUUAAAUAUUUUUCCAAAAGGACCAUAUAUUCCAAGAAAUUAUUUUAAUGUCGUGUUGAAAUAUUAUCCAAAACAUCAAGAUACUGCUACCGAUCUAUUACAACAAAUGGAAGAUAAUAACGUAAUACCUGAUGAAGAAAUACAAGAUAUUCUUUUAAAUAUCUUUGGUAAACAUGGUAGACCAUUGAAAAAAUUAUGGCGAAUGUUAUAUUGGAUGCCUAAGUUUAAAAAUUUAAAUCCUUGGCCUGUUCCUAGGCCAGUACCUACAGAUCCAAAAAUACUUGCCAGAAUAGCAAUACAAAAGAUAAGUAGUGUUGAUGUAACAGCACUUAUAUCUGAAUUUGAGACAAAAGAUAUAGAGGAAUCUAUUGAAGAUACAUGGAUAAUAUCUGCUAUGAGUCCCAUUCAAAAAGAUUUAGUAGUACAACAUUUUAAAUUAAGAAAGGAUUUACCUAUGUACGUAGAAGGUCCUUUCAAGAUUUGGAUUGGAAAUCAGUCAGUCGAUUACUUCAUUUUGAGAUCAGACCCAAAAAAGAGUACUUAUGAAUAUGAAGAUCCUGAUGAUGUUAGCAAGAUUAAAAUUCCAUUUUGGAAAACAAAUAAGAUCGUUGAAGCACCUACAGUACAUGAGCAAGAGGAUGGUGUUUACUUUGCAAUAUGUGCCACUGGUACAUCUAGUAAAGAUUCUGCAGUAUCUUGGAUUCGAUAUUUGCAGAAAGAUAAUCCAAUUUUAGAAAAAAUUCUUAUACUUAUAAAAUUGGCAUCAUCAGUAGAAACAGAAUGUAUACAAUUCCCAAAAGAACAGAACAAAUUACAAAAAAAUUAAUAAUAAAAACGAAUAUUCCAAUUAAAACAUUUUUAGAAUUGAAAUAUUUAUAGAUUACGGAAUGUUUAAUAACUUCAUUUUAACGAAAUAACAUAAUGUAAUAUUUUAUUUAACAAUUUAUUAUUUUUUGUUAUAAAUAUUCUAAUUUGAAAUUAAAAUCACGUUGGUACUAUUAAAGUACUUAACAAGCUUUUGAAACUUAACACAGAGUGGCGCAUCGAUCAACAUCGACUUUCAAUAUCAUCUCAUAUCAUUUUUUCGAAAAUAAUUUAUGGUGCUGUACAUUGUACACAUAAAUAUUAACUUUAUUAUGAGAGGAUAGCAUAACUUGAAUUAAGAG